Messenger RNA from Durotheca rogersii, 648 nucleotides. RefSeq lists its product as uncharacterized. The coding region runs from base 172 to 633 and encodes 153 amino acids. The record is from RefSeq and is a predicted model, not a curated record. The transcript has 5 exons. NCBI's taxonomy places the organism in Eukaryota, Fungi, Ascomycota, Sordariomycetes, Xylariales, Xylariaceae.
CGUCGCUGUCAUCCUGCCACCGCAGACGAUCCGGCCCUGGUGCGAGACGAGAGACUAGACGAGCCACGGGAGACGAGAAGUGCCCAGGCGUGACACGGCAGGGCGAAAGGAAGAGGCGAGAAGGAAAGACAAGUCAGCGAGGGAGAGAAGGAGAGAGAAAGACGUCAAAUCAUGAGGUGCCGAGGGGUCGCCGGCGCGGCCGCCAUUCUCCCCCUGCUGACGGCACUCCUGGCCGGCGCCGCCCUCGCCAGCAAGAUCGCGGAGGAAGUCCGGCGGGAUAUCCCGAUGGGAUUAUUCGGGCGGCAGCAGUCGCCCGACUUCCAGAGAUUUUCGGACGCCAUGGGUGGUCAACGUGCCUCGCAGAUAGUCUUCAAUGACGGCUCCGAUGCCAAAGAGCGCCCGUUCAUGAUCUCCGGUGGGAGAUCCGAUGGGAGUACCUUCGAGGGAACACAGACGACUUUUGAAGCAGCCUCGGACCGUGUCUGCGACGAUCAGAAGAACGACUGCGCGGAUCAGUCCAAUCGCGGCGACGCCUCCUUCAAGGUCUCCGACUGCGACGCGCAAAACAGAGAUUGCAAGACGACCAACCAGCCUACGGACCAGGACGACGAGUUUUUGUACUUCUGCGAUUGAUCGGGGCCGGGUUUG